This is a messenger RNA of Helianthus annuus (common sunflower), 1643 nucleotides long. RefSeq names its product double-stranded RNA-binding protein 2. The coding region runs from base 307 to 1500 and encodes 397 amino acids. Lineage: Eukaryota; Viridiplantae; Streptophyta; Magnoliopsida; Asterales; Asteraceae. The record is from RefSeq and is a predicted model, not a curated record. Gene Ontology annotation, molecular function: double-stranded RNA binding. The transcript has 3 exons.
AUGGAAGUUUUUGGUUUGUAAAGUUGUAUAAAUUUCGUUUGCACAUCUCUAGUUCCCACAUUUUCACUUUCGUAGUCUCUUCCUCUCUCUUUCUCUACACACACACACACAUCGAUACACGUACACACCGGCACCGAUACAUACAUGCAUCGUUGUCGAAAUCAAAUUCAAAACCCUAGACAACAACUCCAAAUUGCAAUCGUACAACACCCAUCAUGAGUGACAACAUUACCACGACACCACUCAAUCAAACUCACCAGAACUAAUAAAACUUUCCAAUUUCACUUCAUUUCCGAUCAAUUUCAGAUGUAUAAAAACCAGCUACAAGAGCUCUCACAGAGGAGCUGCUUCAACUUACCAUCCUACUCGUGUGUAAGAGAAGGUCCAGAUCACGCGCCGCGGUUCAAAGCCACCGUUAACUUUAACGGCGAGACUUAUGAGUGCCCUAACUACUGCACCACGUUGAGACAGGCCGAACAUUCUGCUGCUGAGGUGGCUCUUAAUGCUCUUGCUAAUUCUGGCCCUUCUAGUUCUCUCGCUGCUAGAAUAUUGGAUGAAACAGGGGUAUACAAGAACCUUUUGCAAGAGGUUUCUCAAAGGGUAGGAUCGUCAUUACCAACAUACACAACUUUUAGGUCUGGCCUCGGUCAUUUUCCUGUUUUCACCUGCACUGUCGAAUUGGCCGAUUGCAUAUUUACAGGCGAGCCCGCAAAGAACAAGAAGCAAGCUGAAAAAAAUGCCGCCAUGUCAGCUUGGUCAUCCCUCAAACAUAUGGCCCAACAAUCCGAAAAUUCAUCGUUACAAAAAGGGAACAUCGAGGAGCAAGAACACGUUACAGUGGCUCGUGCUUUACAGAAAUUUAGAUUAAAGGCGAAAAUGUCGAAUAUACCCUUGCCAAUUCACUUUCCAGCACCAAAACCGAAACUAGUUAACACACAAUCAACUUCAUCCACAACAUCAAAAAUACUUCCUUUUAUAUGCCCUAAAACGACACGUGGAAAUAGGCCUAGUUUAACCGCAUCGAAUAACGUCCAAACAAGCAUGAAAACCGAAAUCCCGAUUGCAGCCCGACCACACAAGUUCCCUGCAGUUGAAGCCGUACCAUACAUUCCGGUGCGACACUUCAGGGCUCAUCAUGGGAUCACGCCACCUGUCACUAUACGUAAUGUGAUUCCUGUUUUCUCCGCUCCGCCGCGUCAUCCUCCGCAGUUUAGGAUGCCGGUGGUGCGUACUGCGCCGCCUCCAGUCACUAUUCGACAAGCGGUACCUGUUUUCUCUGCUCCUGAAGCUGCCAUCAAGGCGGUGGCUGCCAACAUACGACCGAUUGAAGAGAAGGUGAAUAAAGAUCCUGUGGCGGAUUUGAAGGAUCCUAUGAAGCCGCUUGCCACGUCAUCACCGCCACUAACCGGACCAGCAGAUAGUUUGCAGUUGCUAAAGGAAGAAAAGAGCAAAGUGCAAGAUUCUGAAGUAGUAGAGAAGCUGAAAGAGCUACAAAUUUGAUACUUGAGGUAGGAUUUUGUACUGUUUUAUAUUUUUAUUAUUAUUAUUAUUGUUAUUCUAGAUAAGGUUUUAUUUUCUGGAACUUAAAUGUAGGAUAUGAUAUUCUUAUAUAAAGAUCUAAAUCAGGCUGUUGUGAGUAGUAA